Messenger RNA from Trifolium pratense (red clover), 2397 nucleotides. RefSeq names its product phosphatidylserine decarboxylase proenzyme 2-like. Gene Ontology annotation, molecular function: phosphatidylserine decarboxylase activity; calcium ion binding. Lineage: Eukaryota; Viridiplantae; Streptophyta; Magnoliopsida; Fabales; Fabaceae. The transcript has 21 exons. The coding region runs from base 302 to 2206 and encodes 634 amino acids. The record is from RefSeq and is a predicted model, not a curated record. Gene Ontology annotation, biological process: phospholipid biosynthetic process.
AAAUAUUUUAUUAUUUUUUGAAGAAUUUAAUUCUAUUGUAAUUUGUAUUAGAGUAAUAUACGAACCGUUCUCCGGCGGCGAAGUAAAGAACAAAGAAUAAAAUGAAUGAAUAGAGCAACAAAACAAACAGUGUUGUAGUAGUUGUAUUAUUAGAGAGGGAGGAAUUGAUUUUGCUUAGGUGGACCGCAUCAGCUACUACUAAUCAAUUCAAUUCAACAUUGCAAUCUGUAACUGUAACCGUAACUGUAACUGAAUCAAAUCAAUCAGAAGGGAAAGCAUUCAUCGAUUCCAAAUAGAGAGGAUGGGUCACGAACACUCCAAAUUCUCCUCUUCGCCGGAAGAUUCAUCAUCAUCAGUACGGAAAGGAUCUCGUCUUGCUCGUUUCAAAAACCGUCUUCACUUUCGCCGUAAAACUACUAACGCAUCUCCUUCCACUCACAAACUUCUCUCCGCCGGUAAUUUCACCGGUAUCGCUCUCUUCGCCCUCCUCCGCGCGGAGAUGCAAUUCAAGGAUAAAUGGAUUGCGUGUCUUUCCCUUGGAGAACAAACUUUUCGUACCAAGUCUUCUCAACAAACAGAUAAACCUGUUUGGAAUUCUGAAAAGAAACUUCUUUUGGAACAGAACGGGCCUCAUAUUGCAAGAGUUUCUGUCUUUGAGACCAACAAACUGUCCAGCAAUACUCUUGUUGGAUACUGUGAGAUUGAUCUGCUUGAAUUUCUGACCCAGGAUUCUGAUUCUGACAUUGAAACAUUCAACCUUUUAGAUCCAUCAGUUCCUGGAAAAGUGGUUGGCAACAUUUCCAUUUCAUGCUCUGUAGAGGAUCCAAUUGAAACAGAAAAGGGCUUUGUUAGACGUAUUUUAUCCAUCGUGGACUACAAUGAAGAUGGGAUGCUUUCAUUUUCUGAAUUUUCUGAUCUGAUUGAUGCUUUUGGCAAUCAAUUAGCAACAAACAAGAAAGAGGAGCUGUUCAAAGCAGCUGACAAGAAUGGAGAUGGUGUUGUGAGCAUGGAUGAACUGGCUUCCCUGCUUGCUUUUCAACAAGAAAAGGAACCACUGUUGAAUUGCUGCCCGGUUUGUGGUGAGGUUCUUCAGAUUUCUGACCAGUUGAACAGUAUGAUCCACUUAACUCUUUGUUUUGACGAAGGGACCGGAAACCAGGUGAUGGCUGGAGGAUUCUUGACAGAUAAGCAGGCUUCAUAUGGCUGGUUCUUCAAACUGAGUGAAUGGGCCCAUGUCUCAUCCUAUGAUGUUGGUAUUCGAUCUGGAUCAAGUUCUUCCCAUAUUCUGGUAUAUGAUCGGAAGGCUCAAAGGCUCGUCGAAGAACAAAUUGACAAAAAGAUUGUUUUGUCAAUGAGAGCUAUUUAUCAGUCAAAAAUAGGUCUUGGUCUAAUGGACAUAGGGGUGAAGGAGCUCCUGCAAAACAUUUCUGAAAAGCAGGGAGCAAAAAUGGAUUCACUUGAAUCGGCUGCUGAUAUACCAAAAUUCAUUGAAUCUUAUAAGGGUCAAAUCAAUUUGGCAGAAGUGAAGUAUCCACUGGAACACUUUAAGACAUUCAAUGAAUUUUUCAUUAGAGAGUUAAAACCUGGUUCAAGACCAAUUGCUUCUGCUGAACAUGACAACAUUGCUGUAUGUGGUGCUGAUUGUCGUCUAAUGGCAUUUAAAUCAGUUGAUGAUAGUUCAAGAUUUUGGAUUAAGGGUCGAAAGUUUUCAGUUCAAGGCCUUCUGGGGAAAGAAAUGUGUUCCAGUGCUUUUGCUGAUGGAACACUUGUGAUUUUCCGUCUGGCACCACAGGAUUAUCACCGUUUCCAUUUGCCAGUAUCCGGAACUGUUGAGCAAUUUGUUAAUAUCCCCGGAUGCCUGUUUACUGUCAAUCCCAUUGCUGUAAAUAGCAAGUACUGUAAUGUCUUCACAGAGAAUAAGCGAGUUGUUUCAAUAAUUUCAACUGUAGAUUUUGGAAAGGUGGCAUUUGUUGCAAUAGGAGCUACAAUGGUUGGUAGCAUUAAUUUCACAAAGAAAAAGGGCGACUGUGUCAAGAAGGGAGAUGAGUUUGGAUAUUUCUCUUUUGGUGGAAGCACUGUAAUUUGUGUUUUUGAAAAGGAUUCAAUUGCAAUUGAUGAAGACCUGCUAUCAAAUAGCACCAGAUCACUGGAGACUUUGGUUACUGUGGGGAUGAGAUUGGGUGUCUCCACCAGGAAAUUGUCUUGACAGCUAAGAUUGGGUUCACUAACUUAGAAAUGUUAAUAGUGUUCUGUACUGUGUAGUUGUAUAAUGUGAAUCAUGGCACCGUUGGUUAUUGAAUUCAGAUGUUUCCCCCAAUUUGUAAACUUUUUAAUCACAUUUGAUGUACUUUCUCCGAUGUUAAAUAUAAACAAAAGUUAAAAUUUGUUUAGUUGAAA